CAGGAGAAUGAUCUCUGUAACUUCCACUUUGAUUUGGAUUUGAUGUCUUGGGACUCAGACCUUUGGAAUAUUACAGGCCAUGCUUAUGCAGAUGCAAGCGUGAAGACAGAGCCCUUAUCACCAGCCGCUUCAAAUUGCUCGAUCCCUUCUCCGUCGUCUGCGGACUCUCCGGUGCAGAAUGUGCCUGAUGAUGUGGACUUCAGUUGUAGCUCCCAAAUGUCUCCCAUCUCGCUCUACGGCAAGAGGUGCAGAAGCCCUGCAUCCCCUGAAGGAGGUGGAGGGAAGAAGCCUGCUGUCAGCAUCACUGCUCGGUCUGCAAAUAAUUCUGCAAGGACACCGAAGAAGUGUGGUCAAACAGCAUCUAGGCCUUUGUAACAACCCAACCCGCUCUUGCCAGCCGUACCUGAGCCUCAGGCUAACAUUGGCAUCCCAGCUAAAACCAUUAUUAUUCAGACUCUUCCCACGCUUGUGCCACUGCCAAAACAUCAGCCGGUUGUUAACAUCCAGCCGGCACCUCCUAAAGGUCAGUCAGUGGUGCUCCCCCAGCCCACUGUGGUACAACUCCAGGCUUCUGGGGUGAUUCCUGCCUCCCAGCCAGUCAUCGCUGUCGCUGGAGGGACCACACCACUUCACAACCCUGCGGGCAAUGCCUUGCCUCCAGCUGCUGGAAAUGGCUCAACGAGCAGCAAAAUACCUGUGACUAAACCCUUGCUUCAAAGCACUGCACCGACACUGGGGCUGGAUGUCAGUGUCUUGAGAAGGCAGCAACGCAUGAUCAAAAACCGGGAGUCAGCCUUUCAGUCACGGAAGAAAAAGAAAGAAUACAUGUUGGGACUGGAGGCGAGGCUGGAGGCAGCCUUGCUGGAGAAUGAGAAACUCAAGAAAGAGAACAGCACACUGAAGAGGCAGCUGGAUGAAGUAGUAUUAGAGAACCAGAAGCUCAAAGUAUCAUCUCCAAAGAGGAGGACCCUGUGCGUGAUGGUGAUACUGGCUUUCAUAAUGUUGAAUUAUGGUCCACUGAG
Messenger RNA from Apaloderma vittatum (bar-tailed trogon), 1022 nucleotides. RefSeq names its product cyclic AMP-dependent transcription factor ATF-6 alpha-like. Lineage: Eukaryota; Metazoa; Chordata; Aves; Trogoniformes; Trogonidae. Gene Ontology annotation, molecular function: DNA-binding transcription factor activity, RNA polymerase II-specific; RNA polymerase II cis-regulatory region sequence-specific DNA binding. Gene Ontology annotation, cellular component: nucleus. Gene Ontology annotation, biological process: regulation of transcription by RNA polymerase II; endoplasmic reticulum unfolded protein response. The record is from RefSeq and is a predicted model, not a curated record.